UCUGUGUGCCCCGGUGCAUUGUGGGAGCGAAGCUGAGUGGCGCAGGACUGGUGAGGCCGCCAUCUUGUCCCCUUCCCCUCCGUGCGUACCACCAGGCCGCUCUUUGCUGACCGUGCGGCCCCGGGGGAGUGUUGUGCCAUGGGCCGCUCCCGCAGUCGGAGCACUUCCCGCCCCAAGCACACCAAGAGUAGCAAACAUAACAAAAAGCGGAGCCGCUCCCGGGAGAAGGAGCGAGUGAGGAAGCGCUCCAAGGACCGGGAGAGCAAGAGGAACAAGCGGCGGGAAUCUCGCUCCAGGUCUCGCUCGAACACAGCUUCCAAGAGGGAGCGAGAAAGGCCCAUUACGCCGCCGGAGCGUCUCGACAUCUUCGGGCGCACGGUGAGCAAGAGGGGCAGCGUGGAUGAGAAGCAGAAGAGGGAGGAAGAGGAGAAGAAGAUGGAGUAUGAGCGCCAGAGGCGGAUUAGACAGCAAGAAAUUGAAGAAAAGCUCAUAGAGGAGGAGACAGCACGUCGUGUGGAAGAACUGGUUGCCAAGCGUGUGGAAGAAGAAUUGGAGAAGCGGAAAGAUGAAAUAGAACGGGAAGUUCUGCGCAGGGUUGAGGAAGCUAAGCGCAUCAUGGAAAAGCAGUUGCUCGAAGAACUCGAGCGACAGAGGCAGGCAGAGCUAGCUGCACAGAAAGCCAGAGAGGAAGAAGAAAAGGAAAAGCGUGAGGAGCUUGAGCGAAUACUUGAAGAAAAUAACCGUAAAAUUGCUGAAGCACAAGCUAAACUGGCUGAGGAGCAAUUGAAAAUUGUUGAAGAACAAAGAAAAAUACAUGAGGAAAGAAUGAAAUUAGAACAAGAGAGACAACGGCAACAAAAAGAAGAGCAAAAAAUUAUUUUGGGCAAGGGAAAGUCAAGGCCGAAAUUAUCUUUCUCAUUAAAAAGCCCAGAUUAAACAGCAUGAACUAUUUCCAAACCAAAACAAGACUGUAUGGUAGCUUCAUUUUAAAGUGUCUUUUUUUUUUUUUUUUCCUCUUUUUUUUUUUUAUGUCUGGAAUAUCAAAUAUCAUUUCUCAAAGGGGCUGUGCUCUAAACUCCGUAACAUUAUAUUUUUUUAUGUAUCAUUGUUUUUUUUUUUGUUCAAUGAAUUUGUAGUUAAAUUCUUAUCAGAUCAUUAAGCAGUUAAUACUGUUAAUUCUGUACUAAAGUGGACUGUAAGCAUUAGAUGCUGGGUACUCUGGGAUUUUGAGGGUCUGGGCAGCCAGACUUUAGGGCACCACCUUCUGUGGAGGUCUACUGGGUGGGUUAGAAAUCUUUGAUAGCAAAUGGUUUCUCACUGUCAGUGCAUUGGUAAUCUCUUCAACAUGGUUAGUGCAUGUUUGUUAAAAAUAAGCUUGCAUGUUCGCGCGAUGGAGAAAACAAAAAUCAGGAGGCUGCUGACCACCAUCUAAUGCCUGUGGUCAGCUUCAGCGCUUAUGCGCACAAUAAUUUUGUCUCUGAACCUGGGGCCAUCAUGACAGCUUCUGCAUUUAGGUCUUCAUGUUGUGGACACAGCUGAAUUUCAGCAUUUGGUGUCUCACCAGAAAAGAGAACGGUUCUAUAAGGUGCUUACUUUAUGUACUGCUUGAAGGAUCACCAAAUACAGUAGCAUCAUAUGACUCCUGGUACCGUGACGAGAGGCUUGGGAGUAUUAUGCUCCUUUUUUAAAUUGCUCUUCAUGAUCUGGUAAGCUUUUAACUAACCCCAGUGGCGUCAUUUUUUUUUCCACUGAUAGAAUACUAUUUGUGACAAUUUUUUAUAACAUUACCUGAAGUUUGCACCCAUAAAACUCCUCAGUAUUGGUGGAACAUUGUAGCGUAUUGUAACAUCAGUGUCCCCAUGAUGCUAUUCCACUUGCACUUGAAGUCCUGGUACAGGUAAGGAUACGGAUAGUCAAUAAAAUCACCUCAGAGUCUCUCUAGUUCUCAGUAUUGUCCAUGCAGAAUUGUUUUUAACUACGUUGAUGCAAUCUGACCCAAUUUUCCACAGUGUAAAUACAUCAAUUUGCUGAAUAAAGUCUUAAUUGCGUCA
Nanorana parkeri is the source of this 2051-nucleotide messenger RNA. It is a transcript of the gene ARGLU1, whose product is annotated as arginine and glutamate rich 1. Bases 139 to 936 code for a protein of 265 amino acids. Gene Ontology annotation, cellular component: mitochondrion; nucleoplasm. Gene Ontology annotation, molecular function: cadherin binding. The transcript has 4 exons. Lineage: Eukaryota; Metazoa; Chordata; Amphibia; Anura; Dicroglossidae. The record is from RefSeq and is a predicted model, not a curated record.